AUAACUUUUGUUGCUGCAUUCUGUUCUGUUCGAUGGUUGCUUGGCGGAUCGGCCGCCCUCCAUGGAAUCCAGCUAUAUAUGAUAAUCUCCAAGGCCCAAUUACACAUCUUGCAGCUAAUACUGGGAGAAGCACUACGAGUGCGCUAGAGAGAGAUGGUGGCAGGCGGCGGCGGCGGCUUGAGCAGGGAGGGGCGGUGGAGCCUGGCCGGCGCGGCAGCGCUCGUCACCGGCGGCAGCAAAGGGAUCGGGCAUGCAAUCGUGGAGGAGCUGGCCGGGUUCGGGGCCCGUGUGCACACCUGCUCCCGGAACGCGGCGGAGCUCGAGGAGUGCCGCCGCCGGUGGGAGGAGAAGGGGCUCGCCGUCACCGUCUCCGUAUGCGACGUCUCGAUACGUGCCGAGAGGGAGAAGCUCAUGGAGACCGUCAAGAACUUUCAGGGGAAGCUUGACAUUCUGGUAAACAACGCGGGGCAAUUGCUUUUCAAUGCGCCUACGGAUUGGACCUCGGAGGAGUACUCACAUCUCAUGGCAACUAACUUGGAAUCGAGUUUCCACCUUAGCCAGCUUGCGCACCCGCUCCUCCUUUGCUCGCCCAUCGCCGGAGGGGCUAGCGUCGUCAACAUCUCAUCCAUUGGAGGAUUGGUCGGUUUCCCAGGCAUUGCGGUUUAUGCCGUCACCAAAGGAGCAAUGAACCAGCUUACAAGGAGCUUGGCCACUGAGUGGGCCCAUGACAAGAUUCGUGUGAAUGCCAUCGCCCCAGGGAUGGUCACUAGCGAGAUGACAAGAAACAUAGAGCCGGAGGUCCUUGAAGAGGAGCACUCCAGGAUCCUAAUGGGGCGAAGUGGCGAGCCCGUGGAGGUCGCGGCCGCGGUGUCAUUUCUCUGUAUGCCAGUGGCCUCCUUUAUCACCGGCCAAGUCAUUGUCGUCGAUGGAGGUCGAACCAUUUAUUAGUGCUUAAUGGAUGUGACGCAAGUUUAAGAUGUAUCGAAAAAUAAAAUAUCUAAACUGAUGUCGAAAUUCAAUUCCUACUCAUGGCAGAGGCCAUCUCAAAAGAGCAAAGCAAUAUCUUGAUUCCUUGUUGUGUUU
Molecule: messenger RNA, 1083 nt
Organism: Brachypodium distachyon (stiff brome)
Lineage: Eukaryota; Viridiplantae; Streptophyta; Magnoliopsida; Poales; Poaceae
Product: tropinone reductase homolog At2g29290
Exons: 4
Coding region: 154-948 (264 amino acids)
Molecular function (GO): oxidoreductase activity
Source: RefSeq, a predicted model, not a curated record